Messenger RNA from Bufo gargarizans (Asiatic toad), 914 nucleotides. RefSeq names its product kynureninase (gene KYNU). The transcript has 7 exons. Bases 1 to 711 code for a protein of 236 amino acids. Gene Ontology annotation, biological process: NAD+ biosynthetic process. Lineage: Eukaryota; Metazoa; Chordata; Amphibia; Anura; Bufonidae. The record is from RefSeq and is a predicted model, not a curated record. Gene Ontology annotation, cellular component: cytoplasm. Gene Ontology annotation, molecular function: kynureninase activity; pyridoxal phosphate binding.
AUGGACAUGCAGGAAUAUGGCGGAUGCUAUGUCGGCUUUGAUUUGGCACAUGCCGUUGGAAAUGUUGAGAUUUGCUUACACGACUGGGGCGUGGACUUUGCCUGCUGGUGUUCUUACAAGUACCUGAACUCCGGGGCUGGAGGACUAGCUGGAGCUUUCAUCCAUGAGAAGCAUUCCUGCACCAUCAAACCUUCGUUGGUCGGCUGGUGGGGUCACGAGUUCAAAUCCAGAUUCAGCAUGGAGAACGAAUUAAAACUGAGCCAAGGUGUUGACGGCUUCCGCCUGUCUAAUCCCCCCAUUUUAUUGGUGUGCUCCCUGCAUGCAAGUUUGGAGGUUUUCAAUCAAACCAGCAUGAAGGCCUUACGGAAAAAGUCAAUUUUACUGACUGGCUAUUUGGAGUACUUAAUUAAACAUUAUUACAGUGAAAACAUGGCUGAACCCAAGAAACCUUAUGCAAAAAUAAUCACGCCCUCUCACUUUGAAGACAGGGGAUGUCAGCUCUCCCUGGCUUUUUCUCUGCCUAUAAAAGCUGUUUACAAAGAACUUGAAAAGAGAGGCGUCGCGUGUGAUUUGCGUGAGCCUAAUGGUCUACGGAUUGCACCAGUACCUCUCUACAAUACUUUCCAUGAUGUCUUCAAGUUCAUUAAAAUUUUGGGAGAAGCUUUGGCCUCUGUUAGAAACUCACCAGCUACAAAUGGGACAGAAGAGUAAAGAUGGAGGACGGGAGCUAAUCACUGACUGUCCAUCGUUUUACAUACUCAUAGAUUCAAGGAUUAAAUGAAAUGAUUGAAAAUGUUAAAAGGAAUUAGCUAGUUAUUAUUGUGGAUGUAUUUCCUAUAAUAAUAUAUAUAAUUUUUACACAAGCAUAAUGUUUUGGGGUUUCUGUCACUAAAAAUAAAAAAUAUUUAUUUGCA